AUGACUUCUACUCCUAAAAAUGUAUUCCAGGAACUCGCCCAUAUCUUCUCAUCAAGAGAGAAUAACGUCUUUGAGAUCGAGAUUAUCUCUCCAUCCCUAGGAGCUUCAAUUCUUCAAGAUGGACUCGCAAUCGGUAUCACAAAGAAGGCUCUGGUUCAAGCCUUCACGGUCGCACGGCAGCUCUUCACCAAGCGCUUAGUGACAAUGUCCGAAGAUGACAUAUCCGUCAAUCUUUCACAGACAAAUAUUGAGUUUGGCCAAUUCCCAGAUCCAGUCAUUACAGAGAUCAUUCUUCUCUUCGACUGUGAGCACCUGACAUCAUGUAACUGGCGCAAGCGCAGGCUGCAGGCAGCUGUGAGAAAGUGCGCAAUAGACGAGACCCAGAUCGCCUCGACAGUCCAGAUGCUUGAAACAGAGCUGACACUUCUGGCCUCUUAUCAGUGCUCACCAUUGCACAGGCAUACAAAAUCCCCAACACUAUGGUCGCAUCGACUGUGGGUGCUGAAACAACUAUUCCAGCUACAGCCCGUGAACACGGAAUCGGUUUUGAAACUUGAGCGAGCAGAGCUUGAUAUCGUGCUUCGCGCGGGUGUACUCCACCCUAAGAACUACUAUGCUUUCAACUACAUGCGAAAAUUACAUUGUGUUCUUGCCACUAUUGUGGGUGGUAAAGAUUCUUCGAGGAAUGAUUUAGCGAAGCCAUUGGUGAGCCCGAUGAUGGAUUGGUGUCUUGCUCAUCCGCGAGAUAUAUCAGGCUGGGUCUUCGAAGAGUUCUUGCUUGACAAUGUCGUGGAACCACGACUUCAUGCCAGUACAGUCGCUAGAGUGCUGCACUUUGCCCGGGAUAUUGGGUGGGAAGGCGAGAGUCUUUGGACAUUUAUUGACCGGGCGGCAAGCCAAUUUGAUCUAGAGAGUGUUUUGGACGAUACCCUGGGCAUUGAAGGGCUCCCUGUACUGACCACUGAGAAGCGAACACCCACUACAUCAGCCAAAUGGCCGUGGUUAAUUCGACUGGAUAGAGCCAAGGCAUAUUGGGCAUACAAACACGACAAUACAGAAUGA
Messenger RNA from Penicillium taxi, 1062 nucleotides. RefSeq lists its product as uncharacterized. The transcript has a single exon. Gene Ontology annotation, molecular function: protein prenyltransferase activity. The record is from RefSeq and is a predicted model, not a curated record. The coding region runs from base 1 to 1062 and encodes 353 amino acids. Gene Ontology annotation, biological process: protein prenylation. Gene Ontology annotation, cellular component: cytoplasm. NCBI's taxonomy places the organism in Eukaryota, Fungi, Ascomycota, Eurotiomycetes, Eurotiales, Aspergillaceae.